Molecule: messenger RNA, 2472 nt
Organism: Laccaria bicolor S238N-H82
Lineage: Eukaryota; Fungi; Basidiomycota; Agaricomycetes; Agaricales; Hydnangiaceae
Exons: 10
Coding region: 1-2472 (823 amino acids)
Source: RefSeq, a predicted model, not a curated record
AUGGCGGCGGGUGGUGUCAUAGCAGAGAAUAUACCAACGGGAAGCCGAAAGCGAAAGCGGAUUCCGGAUAACGAUAUCGACAUUGAUGAGGGUGAUCGAUGCCGUGCGAAAGAUAUCGACGCACGUACUUAUCAGAUCGUGUCCCUUCGUCUAAGUGCCCCGCCGCUGAUGACCUGUUUCAUGUCGAAGUCAGAUGGGUCGCAAGGCGAUACUAAGGUCUGCCAGCCUGAGGCUGAGUGGCCGGGCGUUGUGUGGCUGAGACGUUCCCCCAACCUCGCCGUAGGGUUCGGAUUAGUUGGUGAAAAGGAAAAACGAACAACUAAAGAAUACAUUUCCUCAGGUACGAUGGAUUUUAUGCCACUCGAGCCCAUAUUACCGUCGCUGUCCGACGUUGUCCGCUGGCAGGGCUCACAGACAGCAUGUCCUGCACUCGACUCUCUCAUCCUCGAGUCCGAAAUAACAGUUCGACCAACAAGAAAUAACACUCCUCGAGUAUCACUCUUUGCCGAGGCUCCCCUAGCUUCCAGCUCAAUAACACCCGCCAACACCACUCGUUCCUCCUCCCGCCUCCGACCCCGCCACUCAGAACCAGCCGCGCCACCACCCACCACAAGCUUCCUCAACCCCCGUCUAGACAUAUUCGAAGAGAACGGACCCACCAAAUUCCUAAAUUUCGUCAAAGUGGUCUCAGCACGCGUAGACGAGAACGUCAAUGCGAAUGCUGCAAACGGGUCGGGAAAGAAAAGCUCAAAGAGGAAACAGAGAUCCGUGAGCGUGAGCAGCUUGACUGCUGCUGGGAUGUUGAAAAAGGGGCGAACCGAUCCGAUGACUGUGCAGCCGUCGUCGUCUUUGAGGAAUGAGGUGGGCUGGAAGGGGAAGUCGAGGGCGUUGAUUAGGUCCGCGUCUGCUACGACGUCUGGUUAUGACGACGACGAUUACUCGCUCAUGGACGUGGAUAUGAGCUUUGGGAGUGGUAUGGACGUGGAUGUGCCCCAGGCUUUCUUUCCUCCACCACAGACGAAAUCGGCAUCACAGAUAGAUAUGCCGCCACCUCCUGCGCCUCCCGUGAAACCAAAGCUGUGGGGUGCUGAAAGCGGAGAACUACGCAUGACGCGUUCGAGUGUUGUGUCCUCUUCCACCACCACGAAGCCAUCCCCGUCUGUGACGGGAGUGGCUUCUGCAUCCUCUUCCUCAAGGAUGAAUACUUCCUCCUCCUCUACAUCGCAAGCCUCCUCCUCUACAGCACGCCCGACUUCCUCUUCCUCUACAGCACGCCCGACUUCCUCUUCCUCUACAAAUUACCCAACAACAUCAUUACUGACGAGGGCCGGCACCUGGUCUUCCAACUCCAACUCCAACUCCAACUCCAGCUCAAGAACCACAACCUCACUGCCUCCAGCAACGCCCAAAUCCGCUACCGUCCUUCCUCCUCCUAGAACCCCAACAAAGAGCGGCUUGCGGUCAUCCUCACCUCGUCCUUCAAAGACCAGUGCGAAGGGUCCAAAUCCGAAUUCGAACGCUGUGCCAUCUAACGAAAAGGGCGCACCAAUACAAACGCGUCCACCGGUACAGGUCCAAACGCGUGCAGCACCAGCACCGGCACAAACGCGUCCUCAGCCUCAGGUACAAACGCGUCCGACAGGACAAACGCACAUACCUCCUCCUUCCCGUCCCUCUCCGCCCAUCCCUCCCCCCUCGUCAUCUCAACGCCCACCAUCAUCACAACACCCCCCAGCCCUCGGCAUGCGUCGGACGCACACGCUCCCUCUUCCGCCUGCUUCACAGUCGGGGGAGUUGCCGAGUAGGCAGAGGAGGUUCAAGCCGCCUUUGUUGGGUGCUCAUGGGAAUCAGGGUGCGCUUUUGUCGGGAAGUCAGGGUGCGAGGAAUGGAGUCGUUGGUGGUGGUGUGAAGAACAACGGUCCCUCUGUUGGUGGUGCCCCUGUUACAGUUACGAGCAGGAACGCUCCACCCGCACCUGCGCCACCGCCGUCGUCCUUCCCUUCCUCUUCCAGCGGGGACUCGCCACAACGUUGUGGUGGGUACCGGUCGUCCCCGAGCUCAGCGGACGAUUCGGAUGUCUGUGUUACGCCUGGUGUACCUCCAAAGCCGAAUUGUUCGAGUGUAACCUCGAAGCCGAUAGCCUCAAAAUCCAACUCGAAAUGUGCGCAACCAGACGAAAAUGAUGACGCUUCGCUGCUGAUGGUAGAAGACGACCCUAACGAUUCGUCGUUUGGGGAUAUUGAUAUGUCGUUUGAUAUGGAUGCGUUGGAGGAGACUAUGAAGAUUUUAACGCAGGGUGUCGUUGGGUUGGAUAACUUCUCGCUGGCUGGUCGUUGUCGCCUGGUGGCCUUGUCGUUGGCAAAGUCUGAGCCAGAUCACACGCACUUCGUUAUCCCUGCUAUCCCCAUCCUCAGGGCCAUCAACGUCCUCCCCCAUCUAUUUAUCUCCCGUACCUGUACUCACCAUCUCUAA